AUGACUGAAGAAUUGGUUAAAGCUCUUGAACUUAUACCAUCGACUAUCUCAUCAGUUGCUGGUUCUUCUACAUCCAACAACGAAAUGUUUAAUACUUCAGGAACAUCAACUGAUACAUCCAAACCUCUUACAGAUGUUCAAGUAGUAAGUCCAUCGAAUCAAACUUUUAAUCCUUCAUCUAAACCUCUUUGUCCAUAUUCUGAAGCUACAAAUAUUUGUGAUUUCAAAUGCCUAUAUUUUCAUGGAAAUAUUUGUGAUUUGUGUAGUUGUGCAGCUCUUCAUCAAAAAUUUCGGAAACAACAUACAAAUACCGAUAUUCAAAGUAUUCUCAAAGUUAUAACCGAAAGUAUGGAGCGCGCCGUAGUUUGUAUAAUUCAGAACGCCUCUAUUUAUUCACUGUUAGGUAUUGUGUUGUUGAUAAGCAAAUUUUCGAAUAAAAUAAUUGAUGUGAUAGUAAAAUCAAGCAUAUGUAAAGCAUGUCAGUAUUUAGCAACAAAAAACCCCAUCGAAGCUGAGAGUUUAUCUGAAGAUCACAAAAAUGAAUGCACAACAAAUCACGAGGGUAGCAAUGGCAAAAUGGAGGUCGACAGUGUUUCUGAAAUAUUCAAGCGUUCUGAGGAGCGUUAUGGUUUGAAAUACGUUAAAUACAUUGUUCAAACAGCCAGAAACUACGUCGACACCGUUGAUAAUGCUCGUAUUUUGAGAGCGAAAAAUCUACAGAAGCUUACUCUAAAGAGGCCAAAACCUACGUAG
Polistes dominula (European paper wasp) is the source of this 753-nucleotide messenger RNA. Its product is annotated as putative E3 ubiquitin-protein ligase makorin-1. Gene Ontology annotation, molecular function: metal ion binding; ubiquitin protein ligase activity. Gene Ontology annotation, biological process: protein polyubiquitination. The record is from RefSeq and is a predicted model, not a curated record. Lineage: Eukaryota; Metazoa; Arthropoda; Insecta; Hymenoptera; Vespidae.